Molecule: messenger RNA, 314 nt
Organism: Acanthoscelides obtectus
Lineage: Eukaryota; Metazoa; Arthropoda; Insecta; Coleoptera; Chrysomelidae
Source: the annotation of a GenBank genome assembly
AGUUGCCGCAUUAGAAGUAUGCCACAGAUUUCAAUUAAAGAUCAUUUGGUAGGCGCAUCGCUUUUUUCCCCGAACACUUUGGAGAAUACUGUGGUAAGUUUCCUGAUGACAAGUUGGAAACUACCUGCUUGGCUUAUCCCGAAUUAGAAAAAAGUCGUUUAAAGACAGAGUUGUCUGUUAUUUAUGCACGGAAUUAUUGCCGAGAUUUACAUGGAACUCUGUCUCUUUUGAAAUGUUUGAUACAAAAUAAAACAAAAAAGCUAUUAGAAAUUAUUCUUACAACUCCUAUGUCAUCAACAACUGAGGCUGAGCGA